This is a messenger RNA of Schistosoma curassoni, 2895 nucleotides long. The record is from the annotation of a GenBank genome assembly. NCBI's taxonomy places the organism in Eukaryota, Metazoa, Platyhelminthes, Trematoda, Strigeidida, Schistosomatidae.
GAAAAAAAGGGACAUGAAGAAUUCAGAAGAUUAGAAUUUUGGAGAACUCAAAGAGUGUAUGCACCUGCGCCAUUGCAAACGACUUUCACUCAUGUUAUUCGAGGUCUCUAACCAAUGGUUACUAUCGUCUCGUGGAUCCCAACCAGGUAGUUUACACCUGCAAGCAUGGCUCAGUCCACGUGUCAGUGACUUCAUGAAUUCGUACCACGUUUUGUUCUGACCGCCCCUAGAUUUCUUCCAACCUACUCCUACACCAUAAAACAACACACGUCGGGACAAUCGGUGACUGAGCAAACGUAACACGUGUCCUAGUCAUCUCAACUGAUGAAAAUUUACGACUUCAUCAAUUGAUUUUCCGUUCUCACCUAGUACUCGUUUCCUAACAACUGCAUUACUUACUCGGCGGUUCCAGGAUAUAAGAGCAAUGCUUCGAGAACUCUUAUGUUCGAAUACUAGUAGCCUACGAAUAUCCUGUACCCUUACCGGCCAUAUCUCACAGCCAAAUAACAUCAAUUCUGUAACAACAUAACCUUAACUGAUCAUUCAUUUUAGUCACUCUUAUACUUACGAAUAAAUAGUAAAUCAUUAAUUUAAUAAGAUUUCCAUUCUUUAUUUUCAAGGUAUUGGUUAUGCGUGUACAUUGAUUAAUUUCUUUCUCAAUUGCUACUAUACUGUGAUAUUGGCAUGGGCAUUUCAUUUUAUUUUUUCAUCAUUCACAAGUCAAUUACCAUGGACAAGAUGUGAUCAAUCAUGGAAUACACCAGCAUGUCGAGUUUUCACUAAUCAACCAAUAAAUUCAAGUAUAAUUGAAAAUACUACUCAUAUGAGUAAUAACAGCUUAAUAACAGUUGAUGCAACUACAGAAUAUUGGGAAUAUCGUGUAUUGAGUAUAUCUGAUGGUAUACAUAAUAUUGGAACAGUAAAAUGGGAUUUAGCUUUAUGUCUUCUUUUCACUUGGGUUAUUAUAUAUUUAUGCAUUUGGAAUGGGAUUAAAACAUCGGCAAAAAUUAUGUAUGUGACUGCACUUUUACCAUAUGGAUUCAUGUUUAUUCUAUUAAUACGAACUGCUUUACUUGAUGGUGCUUCAAAUGGAUUAAUUCAUUAUUUAAAACCGGAUUGGUCGAAAUUAACAGAUAUGACAGUUUGGUCGGAUGCAGGAACUCAAAUAUUUUUUAGUUAUAGCCUUGGUUUAGGUGUAUUAACUUCUUUUGGUAGUUAUAAUCAAUUUCAUCAUAAUUCUUUACGAGAUUGCUGCCUAUUUGCAUUGGUUAAUACAUUUACAAGUUUAUUAUCUGGAUGUGUUAUAUUUUGUACACUUGGUUAUAUGUCAUAUAUAUCAAAUAUACCAUUGAAUCAAAUAGCUGAAUCUGGUCCUGGACUUGGUUUUAUUGUAUAUCCAAAAGCAAUUGGUACUAUGCCAGGUAGCCCAUUCUGGUCAAUAUGUUUUUUUAUUAUGAUUAUCCUAUUGGGUAUUGACAGUAUGUUCGCAGGAGUUGAAGGUUUCAUAGCAGCUGCAGGGGAUUAUUUUCCUCUUGCUUUAACGAGCAAAAGGUUUCGUUGUAUAUUUGUCGGUUGUGUAUGUAUUACAUCAUAUUUAGUUGGUCUAUCAAUGGUCACUAAUGGUGGAAUGUAUGUAUUUCAAUUACUUGACUAUUACAGUGGAAGUCGUAUCAUAUUGAUUGUGGGAUUGUUAGAAUCGUUAGUGAUUGGAUACAUUUAUGGUUACAAACGUAUUUCAAAUGACAUGAAAAUGAUGUAUGGUUUCUCAUUAAAAUGGAUUACAUGCAUAUUCUGGUGUAUAGUAACACCAAUAUUUACUUUUGCUCUUUUCAUCAUCAGCGUUAUUGUUUAUGAGGAGUUAACUUAUAAACGGGCAUCAAUUCAUAAACCAUAUCGAUUCCCAGGAUGGGCCGUAAAAGUUGGCUGGCUUAUAGCUAGUUCCAGUGUGCUUUUAAUACCACUUGUAAUGAUUAUUAAAAUUUUUCAAACAUCAGGAACACUUAUACAGUUGUUGGCACAUAAAAUCAAUAGUCUCCGUUAAUGGUAAAUUGGUGAACAGGGAAGCAACAUCUAAAGAUUUCAUCCAUUUCCCAUUUAAGUCCAUAUGUUCCGCUUUAGAAAGCCUGACGAGGAUCUAAUGGAAAACAAUAUUGUUCGCUUAUAUAUGUUGCUCUAAAUUUUACUUCCUAAUUUAUGGUGGGAUGUGGUCUGUUUGGCUGAUAUAUAGACGAAGUAUGUUUGAAAUGCAUGAUUCACAUAGUGGAAUCUGGUAUUGAUGUACUAGACUCAACUGGCAGGGGUUACAGGAGUAAGUAAGUAAAGUAAGUAGAUAAAAAAUUACAACAUUCAUAAUACAAGUUUCUAUGUUGUUCCGUAUACAGGAUUUAUAAUGGUGAUCAGAUAGAAAUUAAAAAUGAUUAAUCUUCUUAUCUGUUUUUGAUUGAGAUCAUGAAAUGAUUGAUGUUAGACCACCAUGGAAAACCUGGAAGCACUGUACGGCCGUUUCGUCUUAGUAUGGGACCCCUCAGCAACGCGCAUCCGUGACCCCGCUCGCACGAUCCGAACCCAGAGCCUCCGUUCUCACGCGCGAACGGUUAACCUCUAGACCAGUGAGCCGGCCGGCAUCCUACGGUGUCCAUGUCUAACCUCGACCAGUCCACGAAAUUGCGCGAUGCAAUCCAGCUUGCGGGAUCGUGGAUGCGCAUUGCUGAGGAGUCCCACAAUAGAACGAAACGGCUGACCAGUGCUUCCAGGUUUUCAAUAUUAGUCUAACAUCUAUCGGUUCAUGAUCUCAAUCGAAAACUUAAUAAUCUCCACGAUCCUAUAAUGAUAAUUCUUAUCUGUAGCUGAUAUGAAUUAUUCAAAAGUGUAUUUUCUUUCCAUGGUAUCGAUCGA